AUGGCGAAGUGGCUGGCUGAGAGCCAGUGCGGUCGGAGUGUCGAGCUCGAGUCAGCCACCGAAAGCACAGAAUUAGAGCAAACUCAGUACAUAGAAUGUUUGAUUGAAAAUAUUGUAUGUACGCCCUCAUAUCUCAUUUCUAAUGCCUAUUCAGGAGUACCGCUGCUCACCCCAACUGGGGAAGGCCCUAUAAAAAGUGGGCUAAACAUCAGUGGUCACACCAUUCCAGUCAUUGGGCAGCUGCACCCAGUGACCCACUGUAUACGUAGCCGUGAAAGAAGGAAACAUUAUAAUAAAACAUACCUCAAAAUAGGUGCAUGGAAUGUGCACACCCUUCCCUUAUGUGAUGCCAGAGACACAGAUCGCCCUGAAAGGCGACCAGCCUUAGUCUCAAGAGAAAUCACCAAAUUCAACAUUGAUGUGGCUGCUCUCAGCGAGACUAAAUUACUUGGCGAAGGGCAAAUCACAGAAGUUGGGUCAGGAUAUACUUUCUUUUGGAAAGGGAAAAACCCGGAAGACCACCGCUCCCAGGGUGUGGGCUUUGCAGUUAAGACCCAAUUAGUAAAAGCCCAUAACCUGACACCAAAUGCGAUCAAUGAAAGAAUCACCUUACUAAGACUACCACUCCCAAAAAAUCAGUUCAUCACGCUAAUAUCAGUGUACGCCCCAACACUAGAUGCGGAAGACCAUGUCAAAGGUGCCUUCUACCAACAGCUUGACACUGUCAUAUCCCAAAUUCCAGCUGGGGACCGUCUCCUUCUCUUAGGGGAUUUUAACGCCAGAGUAGGGCGAGAACAUGAACUCUGGCGCAACAUAAUCGGCAAGCAAGGCAUGGGAAACUGCAAUGAUAAUGGCCUCCUCCUCCUUGGCCUCUGUGCUGAACAGGAACUGUUCAUCACAAACACGCAGUUCAGACUCCCGAACCGAUUUAAGACUACCUGGAAACAUCCUAGAUCAAAACACUGGCAUAUCUUAGAUUAUGCCAUUGUCAGACAACACAAAAAUGAGGUUUUAAUCACAAGAAGCAUGCCCGGAGCCGAUGACUGCUGGACAGAUCACCGGCUACUCAUCACAAAACUAAAACUAACCAUCAAAAGGAAGCCACGUAACAUCCAACAAAAUGAAGCCAGAAGAUAUGACACUGGCAAAUUAAAAGAUCCUGAUACAUCACGAGCUUUCCAAGCAGCAAUCCAGCAGAACCUACCAGCCAGAGAACUUUCAGUCGACGCUGAAUGGACUAACAUACGAGAUGCCAUCAAUGAAACUGCAAGAACCGUAAUCGGCUAUCAGAGCAAACAGCACCAGGAUUGGUUUGACGACAACGACAAAGAUAUUGAGGCCCUCAUUAACACCAAACGGAAAGCCCGAAUUGCCCAUGACCAAGACCCUAAUUCCCAACCAAAGAUGGCUAAAUAUGCACAAGCAAAGUCACAGUGUCAAGCCAGGCUUCGGGAAAUACAAAAUGAGUGGUGGCAGCAAAUGGCUCAAGACCUACAAGGUUAUGCUGACAGUAGGGACCUUAAAAGCUUCUUUGAAGGCACAAAGAAAAUUUUCGGACCCAAGCACACUGCUGCAGGGACACUUUUGGCAGCGGACAACACCAUCCUCACGGAAGACUAUGAGAUCCAGAACCGUUGGGUAGAACACUUCAACACCCUCCUGAACAGGAACUCAUCAGCCCAACAAGACUUCCUCCGAAAUGUACCACAACACCCACCCAACUAUGGAUGUCCCUACACCAACAUUUCGAGAAUUUGA
Penaeus vannamei (Pacific white shrimp) is the source of this 1758-nucleotide messenger RNA. Lineage: Eukaryota; Metazoa; Arthropoda; Malacostraca; Decapoda; Penaeidae. The record is from RefSeq and is a predicted model, not a curated record.